Molecule: messenger RNA, 2857 nt
Organism: Penicillium brasilianum
Lineage: Eukaryota; Fungi; Ascomycota; Eurotiomycetes; Eurotiales; Aspergillaceae
Source: the annotation of a GenBank genome assembly
CUGGCAUCCAAAUCCAAGUCUGGGGCAGAGGCUCCACUUGGGGCCGUCCAAGCGGCGAUAAGGGAGGAUACGGAUAAGACGAUGCCCCACCUGACCGAUCUACUGCUAACUAUACGUUUGUAGCUGUCCACUUCCUGCCUAAACAUAUGGGAACGCCUUCGCCUUAUCGCUCCACUCGUACAACCUGGAAACCUUCCCGGAGUGAACCCGUUGCCAAACAAGGGAAAGGAACUGUCUCCGAUCGCCUUUCCUCACCAGUGGUUCCGUGCCUGCUGGUCCAAGGAUCCCCAUAGGGCCGGGCCCCAAACUUCUUAGAAGCCUUGACCUCAACCUGACUCUGAUUCAUCAUCAUCUACCCCUCUUCCCUCUCACCUUCCGCUCCCACCUUUCUACCUCCCACCUUCCCUCUAUCUUCAUCCAUAUCACGCCACAUCUUUGGCCCUUUUCUUAUUUUCCAGCCCCGGCAGCUCGUUGGCCUUCUUUGUUCUUCUAGACCGGGGAUAUCCGAUAACCUACAGCAUCUCUGCUAGCUUUCGGCCCUUGGCUUUCUCCUCUUCUCCGAUAUCAUAUGAACCUGGAACUACCGGCAACCACGAUUUGCCUCAGUCACCAUGUCUGAGCCUCAAGCGUCGGUCGUUCUUCACCCUAUCAGCCCGUUAGGCCCCGAGUCCUCAAUCACCCGCAGCUUCACCCUCUCCAAUAGUAACCCUAUCUUCGAGAUCGGCCGGUCUUCGAAACGCGAAGUCAAGAAUCGCACCCCAGCCAAGGAUAAUGGAUGGUUCGACUCUCGGGUGAUGUCUCGCGAUCAUGCUGAGUUGGGCUUCAACAUGGAUAAUGAGAAGAUGAUUUAUAUUCGCGAUUUCGGAUCCACCCAUGGAACAUGGCUGAACAAUAUUAAGCUUGUGACCGACGAAGCCACCCCAUUACUUAAUGGAGACAUUUUGCGAUUCGGUAUUGAUGUUGACCGCGGUGAUGAGGAGUUCCCGGCUUUGAGUGUCCGCUGCGGGGUUUCGUGGUCCCAGCCCAUCUCUGAUCUUGAGAUUUCCCCGUGCGAUCCAUCGGACAUGCUAUACAACCAGACCGCUGACCCAGCACCGACUGCGCCCGAGUCCAAGCAAGCCUCCGAGCUUCGUCCAAGCUCGACCACUAACACAUUCUGUGUUCCAGAUGAUGAUGAGAGCGACGCAGGGGAGAUCAAGGUCAACCAGAUCUCUCCCUUCAAGAUCGGCGAUGGUGAUAUUACGGUCAUCUACGAUGAAAGUAAACAGGAUAGUCACCCGACCUCACACAGACACGAAUUAUCUUUGAACUCCGGACUCCAUGGUUCUGAAUGUGAUCAGGCAUUCCCCAUGGAGAGCUCCCAUGAAGAUUAUUCGGAAUCAAGCAAUGGAGAGGAUUCGGAGUUCGACUCUGACCCGUCUUCCUUCAGCCAGGUCAGCGAUUCUGAGGAGGAAGGGGAACCUUUUAAUUACCUUGACUUCCGUUAUCCAAUCAGUGACGACGAAAUCUCAGGCUCGGUGGAUGGCUCUGAUGUUAAUUCUCAGGCCGCCGAUUUUGAGGACGAUUACUCUGUGGGCCAGGAUGAGGAUGAGGAAGACUGUAUCGACCCAAGCAUGCUGACUCACGAGGACAACGUGCCACUGCCGUCUGUCGACGGAGCUGUGCACAGCUUCACUGGAGCUAUGCACAACUUCACCACCAGUGGCGUAAUCCCUAAACCACUCUUCAAGGCUGAGGUUCAAGAGCAAGGCCCCGGCUCCGUGCAGAACCAGCACAUUUUCUUCUCCAGCCCAUUCCCACUGACUCCCAUCACCCCCGUGCUAGAUCACAAACGUGAGGAAGACGAUGGAUCCCAACGUCUUGGUCGGUUGAGCAUCCGCGAUAUGCUUAACAAUUACCAGGAUGGACCCUUUGCUGGCCCCAGUGACUCGGCAUCAAAGGACUCCUCUCUGGAAGAGGACGUAGUGGCCGAGUCUUCUAGCCCGGCACCACUCAAGCGAAAGGCUUCCGAGAUGGAGUCUCAGGAUGCUCAGAUUAUCGAAUCGAUUAUGCCACCCUCUGAGAAGCUAGAUCUAGAGACAAUCUCCCAGUCUCAGGUGGCCGAGGCGAUCAGCUCUGCGCUUUCGGAGAGCCCUGAAAGUGAGCCUCCGAAGAAACGAGUCAAAGCGACUCACGAUACAUCCAACAACAUUGCGAGCUACACAGCCACCGCCGUGAUCAGUGCAUUGCUCGGUGGUCUGGGUACCAUUGCUAUCCUGGCUGCGCUCCCUGCAGAAUAUUUCCAGUGAUUGCAGACCACAUAUACAACACAUGGUCGGGAGUUUACUGGUCUCACACUCUUUUUCUUUUUCCUUUUCUUUUUCUGUUCAGGCAGUACUCUUGGUGGGCUCCAAGCACGAUGCAUGUCGGCUAUGAGUCACGGGAGGAUUGGAGUUGCAGAGGCUAGGAGUUUGUGCGUUGGGGCCGGUGGCUACUCUGGUUUCUUUCCUUUUACACUGCUAUUUUUUGGGUUUUUAUUGCUUCAACUGUCCACUAACAUGGUUCUGAGCUUCGUGGUCACGACCUUGUUUCCGGGCUUUUACUCGGCAUCGCUUAUGAUAUCUACCCCCCCGUUAUUGGUUAUCCUGCAGGUGCUAAUGACUCGCAAGAAUGAAUGAAUCUCCUACCCUGAAAUUCUCUCUCCUGUUUUCCAUGCAGAGUUCGUACCAUCUUGUAAAAUCGGCCAUGCCAUCCCUCAUCCUCGGGUGAAGCCCCUCAUUCUCAGCCAUGCUCAGUGCUGUCAUUGCUGUCAGGUACGAUCCUUUGCCCGCCGGACACUUUUGGAAGUAUGAGGAGCACCGUGAUGUCAUGGGGUCGG